Dipodomys ordii (Ord's kangaroo rat) is the source of this 1158-nucleotide messenger RNA. It is a transcript of the gene Rnf32, whose product is annotated as ring finger protein 32. The record is from RefSeq and is a predicted model, not a curated record. The coding region runs from base 49 to 1158 and encodes 369 amino acids. NCBI's taxonomy places the organism in Eukaryota, Metazoa, Chordata, Mammalia, Rodentia, Heteromyidae. The transcript has 8 exons. Gene Ontology annotation, molecular function: protein binding.
AGCAGAAGAAAGGAAUGUGAUGAUUGCCACAGCUUUUGCUGACUGAGCAUGUUCAAAAACAAGGAGCAUUCGUUUAAAAAGGAUAACUUAGCAAUCACUGCAGUUGCCUUACAAGAUCAUAUUUUAAAUGAUCUUCAACUUGGAAAUCUGUCAGUUGUGGGCCACUCCAAGACAACAAUACAAAAGAAAGAAAACAGAUUAAAAUCUGUAAAGAAAGAAGCAAAAGCAAUGAUAGAUACUGGACUUAAAAAACAUACACAGGUCCCGAAAGUGGAAGACCCAGAAAAAGAGUAUGUUCUUGAUCCUACUCCACCACCCCUGACUUUAGCGCAGAAGCUGGGCCUCUUGGCGCCUCCGCCAUUACCACUGUCUGCACAAGAAUGGGAGAGAGUGAAGCAGAGAUCUGUCCUGCAUGGGGACUCCAAGCAGCCAUGCCCAAUCUGCAAAGAGGAAUUUGAGCUCCGCCCCCAGGUGCUGCUCUCCUGCUCUCACGUAUUCCACAAGGCUUGCCUUCAGGCUUUUGAAAAGUUCACAAAUAAAAAAACGUGUCCUCUCUGUAGAAAGAACCAGUAUCAAACCAGAGUGAUCUACGACGGGGCACGUCUGUUCAGAAUAAAGUGUGCCACAAGAAUCCAAGCCUGCUGGAGAGGCCACGUUGUUAGGAAGUGGUAUCGAAACCUGAGGAAAGUAGUGCCCCCCAAGGACCCCAAGCUCAGGAAGAAGUUCUUGGAAGAGAAGUUCGCAGAAAUCAGUCACCGCCUCCUGUGCUCGUACCACAACAACCUGGACGAGCUCUUCUCCGAAAUCGACCACUGCCUGGCCAUCAACCGAAGCGUUCUUCAGCAGUUGGAUGACAAGUGUGGCCACGAGAUCACAGACGAGGAGUGGGAGAAAAUCCAAGUGCUGGCUGCCCAGCGGGAGAUCUGCGAGUGUUCCAUCUGCCUGACUCCUCUGGCCCACGACGGCGGCUACCAGCAAGCAGCCGCGGGGCCCAGCGGAGGCCAGCGGCCCCGAGAGACCGUCCUCCUGUCCUGCGCACACCUCUUCCACCACACCUGCCUGCUGGCCCUGGAGGAGUUCUCCCUGGGAGACAGCCUGCCUUUCCAUGCCUGUCCUCUCUGCCGCUCCUGCUACCAGAAGAAGAUUCUUAAGUGGUAA